Capra hircus (goat) is the source of this 3211-nucleotide messenger RNA. It is a transcript of the gene BAIAP2L1, whose product is annotated as BAI1 associated protein 2 like 1. The record is from RefSeq and is a predicted model, not a curated record. Lineage: Eukaryota; Metazoa; Chordata; Mammalia; Artiodactyla; Bovidae. Gene Ontology annotation, biological process: positive regulation of actin filament polymerization; actin crosslink formation; plasma membrane organization. Gene Ontology annotation, cellular component: nucleoplasm; cytosol. The transcript is spliced from 14 exons. The coding region runs from base 262 to 1797 and encodes 511 amino acids. Gene Ontology annotation, molecular function: protein binding.
CGCGCCCGCCCUGCCCGCUCGGCCGAGUCUGGCCGAGUGAGUCUCCUCAGUUGCUCGCCGGCUGCCGCGGAGGUAGCGCUUCAAGUUUUGACGUUUUGGCCGCCGGGUCGCUCGACUUGCACUUCCCGGCCGACGGCUGUGGAGGCAGCCGACGCUUGAGGGCCCCUCAGCCGCGCCCCGGCGCUCCACAGCCGCCCAGGGUCGGGCGGCCACGAGGCCCGGCCGCGUCCUCCCCCGUUCGCCCGCCCGGCGGCUGCAGCCAUGUCGCGGGGGCCGGAGGAGGUGAACCGGCUCACCGAGAGCACCUACCGGAAUGUAAUGGAACAGUUCAAUCCUGGGCUACGAAAUUUAAUAAACCUAGGGAAAAAUUAUGAAAAAGCUGUUAAUGCUAUGAUCCUGGCAGGAAGAGCCUACUACGAUGGAGUGGCCAAGAUUGGGGAGAUUGCCACCGGGUCCCCCGUGUCAACAGAGCUGGGCCAUGUUCUCAUAGAGAUUUCGAGUAUCCACAAGAAACUCAACGAGAGUCUUGAUGAAAAUUUCAAAAAGUUCCAUAAGGAGAUUAUCUAUGAGCUGGAGAAGAAGACAGAGCUUGAUGUAAAAUAUAUGAAUGCGACUCUCAAAAGAUACCAAGCAGAGCACAGGCACAGAUUAGAUUCGCUGGAGAAAUCGCAAGCUGAAUUGAAGAAGAUAAGAAGGAAAAGUCAAGGAGGACGAAAUCCAUUCAAAUAUGAAUGCAAAGAGAUUGAGUAUGUAGAAACCAUUACUUCUCGCCAGAAUGAAAUCCAGAAAUUUAUUGCAGAUGGUUGCAAAGAAGCCCUGCUUGAAGAGAAAAGGCGCUUCUGCUUUCUGGUCGACAAGCACUGCAGCUUUUCAAGUCAGAUACACCAUUACCACAUGCAGUCUGCAGAACUGAUCAAUUCCAAACUGCCUCGGUGGCAAGAAACCUGUGGUGAUGUCACCAAAGUGCCAGAGAAAAUCAUGAAUAUGAUUGAAGAAAUUAAGACCCCGGUCUCCACCCCGAUGUCCGGAACGCCCCUGCCUUCACCCAUGAUCGAGAGAAGCAGCAUGGUUGGGCAAGAUUGUGACAGCCUUUCUAAAUACCCACCAAAGAUCCCCGCGGCUCCUUCAGCCAGAGCCUUGACCAGCCCUUUGAUCGAUCUGUUUAAGAACCCAGCCACAGUCUCACAGGACUCAGAAAGAAAAAAUAAUUUAACAGGUUCUUCCAUUGACCCCAAUUUGCCUCGAUCGGUUUCUGUGGCCUCUGGACUGAACAUGGUGAAAAAGCAGAAAGUGAAAACCAUCUUUCCGCACACGGCCGGCACUAACCAGACCUUGCUCGGCUUCGCGCAGGGAGACGUCAUCACGCUGCUCAUCUCCGAGGAGAAGGACGGCUGGCUGUACGGGGAGCACGAUAGCACCAAAAUGAGGGGCUGGUUCCCAUCGUCCUACACGAAGCUGCUGGAGGAGAACGAGGAGGAAGCCGCAAGCGAGCUGGCGCCAAGCUUGGCGCCUGUCCGCAGCGUGAGUACCACGAACUUGGCAGAGAAGAGCACCGUCGUGAUCCCCCCGCCGGACUACCUGGAGUGUCUGUCCAUGGGAGCAGCCACCGCUGAGAAAGGAGACAUCUCCCAGAAGGCUUCUAACCAUAACGCCCCAGCGCUCAAACCAGAAAGCACACCUCCUAACAAUGCAAAUGGGUUUGCAAAGCCUCCUUUCCUCAGUGGAGAGAACCCCUUUGCUACUGUGAAACUCCGCCCGACAGUGACGAAUGACCGCUCAGCACCAAUCAUCCGAUGAGAAGGCGGCCCCAGCAUUCUCCUGGUUCCCCGUUGGGCCCCGUUCGGGAACAAUAGGUUUGUGUGUGACAAGCGCCAUCCAGUUGUAAAACUUCACCAGAGGGCGUCUGAUUUUACCUGUAUUCUACUUGAGCAAAUCAGCACAUUUUCUAAGUUAACAGAGUUGGAUUUACACAUUUCUUUAAGAUAAAUCAUAGUUUAGUUACAACUCAAUCAUUUAAAAGUUUUUUCCUAUUCUGUUCAAAAAUAGUAAAUUUGGUUCCAAUCCUUACUGUAUCACUUUUUAAUAUUCUGAUUAUUUUUUAAUAGCAAGAGUAAAGGAUAGUGGAUGCUUUUGUGACUGGCUUUCUGCACCCAAAUGCAAAUGAGAUAGUUUUAUAAAGCAUGUGUUCUUAAAUAGCACUGUGUUCAAAGAAAAUACUAUAUAAAUUUGCAUCCUAGCAUGCAAAUAAUCUUAAGCAAUAUAAAUUAUGAGGAUAUUGUAUAACACUUAAUUCUUUUAACUUAACUUUAAAAUUUCUGUUUACUAUAGCCCUAGCCAAGAUGAAGCAUCCCACAGGUUCUCGCGAUUUAGACAGCUCUAGAGCCCUGAGGAUCCGCCUGGCUCUAUCACAGUCGGGGUCUUAGUACUUGAGUAGUUCUCAGAGGGACUGAGCUUGGUACUCAGUUACCUAACUAGAAUGACCUAAGGAAACCCGCCAGGCUGUGCCUCACAGGGGCCUGGUUCACAGGGUGGCACCUGCCUCGGGAGACUCCACAGGCAGGAACCAGGCACCUCUCGCUAACCUAGAUGACCAAAAUUACCUCCAGCACUGUUUACUCUGAAACCUCUCGGGGUGCAAGUUUCCUUUUCAGUCGGGCCAGCAGCCCGAUAAAGCCGGCCGGGGGGUAGCAUUUUCAGCCCCACCCCGCGCGCUGGGCCCCGGCAGGCAGUCACAGCAGCGUUGGGCCGUCUCUGUGGUCAGGCCGGCGCCAUCUGGAGGAGGGGAUGAGGGACAGAAACACACCCAGGCCGGGAACCAAGGGGUCUCGCUCCUGACGACAGCUUUUGGCUCUGCCGUGAUGUCAUUCCUCGAACGACUGAGCGCAGGCAGACAGCAUGAGGCAUGGCUGGCGGGCCACGCAGACGCCCCCUCGGGGCAGCUGUCCAGCAGCAGCUGCCGCAUCCGCCAGCCCAGACGCUCGGGUCCUCUUCCUUCACGGGACCAUUUCCUUCCCACCGUGGAGGCAGGGAGGCAUGGUGGGCAGGCUCUGGAGACUCGUGAGUCAGGGGAAGGGGCGGGGGUCCCCAGGCCGCGCACACCCCCCUGCUCACAGGACAGAAGCCAGGCCGUGGGUCCUGGGCAUGGGCUGCGUGCCCUGCAGAUGUCAAGGUAUCAGGCUUCACUGUAAGAAUAAAAACUUGAAAACGAGCA